GUAGCGCUUCCUCACCACAGAGACCCAACCAGAAGGCUUCUCAAUCCAAAUCUAAUCAAGUCGCAAGUCGCAGGGGCCUCUCGCUGGGUGCAAUGGCUUCCUCACCAGCCACAUUCACCAACGCCACUCUUCUUUCAUCUUCUUCCUCCUCCUUCAAGCCUCUUCUCAAGUUCCCACCCUUUUGGCCAUGGCAGAAGGUAAAGAUUGGCCCAAUGAGUGUGUCGCCGAUGGGAUUUGGAACGUGGGCAUGGGGGAACCAAUUCCUGUGGGGUUAUCAACCAUCGAUGGACGCUGGACUUCAAAAGACCUUCAAUUUGGCGGUGGAGAAUGGAAUCAAUCUCUUCGACACUGCUGAUUCCUACGGGACUGGCCGCCUAAAUGGGCGGAGCGAGAAGCUUCUUGGCAGGUUCAUCCGCGAGUUCCCAGGGCGAAAUGGGGUACAAGAUGACAUUGUGAUUGCUACAAAGUUGGCUGCAUAUCCAUGGCGCUUGACUCCCAGACAGUUUGUAAAUGCUUGCAAGUCCUCUCUGGCUAGAAUGCAAGUUCAGCAAAUUGGGAUAGGUCAAUUGCAUUGGUCAACUGCAAAUUAUGCUCCUUUGCAGGAGUUGUCUCUUUGGGAUGGUUUAGUGGCAAUGUAUGAGAAGGGUUUAGUUCGAGCAGUUGGUGUAAGCAACUAUGGACCAAAGCAGCUUGUGAAGAUACGCAAUUACCUCAAAGCCCGAGGUGUCCCACUAUGCUCAGCUCAGGUGCAGUUUUCUUUGCUGAGUAUGGGAGAGGAUCAGAUGGAGAUAAAAAAUAUAUGUGAUUGUUUGGGUAUCCGCUUAAUUUCUUACAGUCCUCUAGGACUUGGGAUGCUUACCGGAAAAUAUACACCAUCUAAAUUGCCACAGGGGCCUAGGGCUCUAUUAUUCAGCCAAAUUCUUCCAGGAUUGGAGCCUUUGUUGAAUUCAUUGACAGAAGUUGCCCAAAAAAGGCGCAAAACCAUACCUCAAGUUGCUAUAAAUUGGUGCAUUAGCAAGGGUACCAUUCCUAUCCCUGGAGUUAAGACAAGAAAACAAGCAGAAGACAAUUUGGGAGCCCUCGGUUGGCGCCUCAGCUCAGAUGAGUUGACUCAGUUAGAACUUGCAGCACAGGCAGCUCCACGGAAGAUGAUCCAAAACAUUUUCCAGACAAGGUGAAACAUCAUACUUUAUGACACGAUUAUUUUUAGAGGGAAUGAAGUCUCAAAACGCUCGGAAUGACAAAAAUGUUUUUCUGCUUUUGUUUUCUUCCGGCUUCAAAUGUACAGAUGAAGUUUGGAAAAGCAGAUAGGGGAAAAUGAUUGGAGAUGAUCUGCCUAGAGCUGUGAAAAAAUAAGAAAGGGUAAUGCAAGUUUUAGGAUGCAAAAGAAUAUGUCGAGUGAUUGGCAAUUUUUGUUUUUGGAUAGAUGUAUAUCCCUUGUUGCAGUUAAUGAAAAUUUUCUUUUAUUUUUUCUUUUUAAA
Messenger RNA from Malania oleifera, 1481 nucleotides. RefSeq names its product pyridoxal reductase, chloroplastic. The transcript has 8 exons. The record is from RefSeq and is a predicted model, not a curated record. Lineage: Eukaryota; Viridiplantae; Streptophyta; Magnoliopsida; Santalales; Ximeniaceae. Bases 93 to 1178 code for a protein of 361 amino acids. Gene Ontology annotation, cellular component: cytoplasm.